Trichogramma pretiosum is the source of this 1656-nucleotide messenger RNA. Its product is annotated as F-box protein SKIP2-like. The coding region runs from base 226 to 1278 and encodes 350 amino acids. Gene Ontology annotation, biological process: SCF-dependent proteasomal ubiquitin-dependent protein catabolic process. NCBI's taxonomy places the organism in Eukaryota, Metazoa, Arthropoda, Insecta, Hymenoptera, Trichogrammatidae. The transcript is spliced from 4 exons. Gene Ontology annotation, molecular function: protein binding. Gene Ontology annotation, cellular component: SCF ubiquitin ligase complex. The record is from RefSeq and is a predicted model, not a curated record.
UCCAGCAAACCGCUAAGCGAUUCGCGAAAAUAUUUCAAGAUUUGUUGUCUAAUAAUAAAAGUUAUUAUUUAUUACGAAUGCAGGACGUUAUUUGUUUCAAAGAAUGUAGCGCGAAUAAAGUGAUCCAUCAAUCGUGUACACAUCGAAAAAAAUUAACCAAACCCAAGAUUUGGUUUAAUCCAUCGGUUUUCUCGGCUUUCAAUCUUUCAAAACCGUCAGGCAACAAUGAGAAGAACCAAGAGAUUGAAAACUAAUGAAGAUAACCAAAAUAAUGCUCGUCAUGCACGCGAUUACAUAAAUACUUUAAACGAUGAUUGCUUAAUUUUAAUAUUCGAAUUACUUCCUAUAUGCGACAGAAUUUCGAUUGAAAGAGUCUGUAAACGAUGGAGAAUUUUGGCUAAAGAAUCAUGGAGAUAUCAAAAAUUCAUCGACUUCAAUAUAGAUAGUUGGGGUUCAUACAAGUUCAUAGAUUGUAAUGAUUUGAAAAAAGUUGCCAAGCGUUGUGGACAAUAUAUUAAACAUUUAGAAGUACGUCCUUGGCAACGAAUAUCAGAAAUUAAAAAUUUACAAUCAGUAGCCAAAUUUCUUCCAAACUUGGAAAUAUUAGAUCUGAGAGAUUACAACUUAUCACCAAAAGUACUCAAGUCUUUGUUGAUUAAUUGUGAAAAUAUUACCCAACUCUCUAUAAGGAAUAUUGUUAAAACAUUCAAAGACACCGAUUUAAGUGAUGCACUUAGUAAUUGUAAGAAAUUACAAGAGUUUCGUUUUAAAAAUUCAAAUAUAAAAUUUAGCGUAGAAAUAUUUGAAGCGUUGCCAUGCGAUACGAUUCAAAAAAUUAAUUUAAAUAAAUGUACUAGAAUAUCAUGGAACAAAUUGCCUGAGCAAUCAUAUUUCUUACAGGUAUUUAGUAAAUAUAAAAAUCUAAAUAGCUUGAGCUUAACAACUUGCAUUUGUAAUAAUGGAAUGUCUGGUUGGAUUAUAAGCUGUUUAGAAAAAAUUCCAUUGGAACAGUUACAUUUAAGUAAUAAUGAUGGUAUCACAGAUUCUUUUUUAAUUGAAUUAAGUAACAAAUGCGGUAAAUUGAAGAAUAUUUCAAUAAUGCAUUCAAACAAAAUUACUGAUCAUGGGAUAUCAGCUUUGACACAAAUGCCUUCUCUUGAAUGUGUAACAAUGCAGGCAUUACCUCUAGUAACUGAAAAAGGUAUCUCACAUAUUUGCCGGCAAAACAAAUUUGAAUGGUUCUCUAUAAGUGGAACAAAAAAAAUCAUCAAAAAAUAAAAUUCAUAAUUACUUAUAGGCUAAGUGAAUUAAUAUGAACUAUAUUAAUGUGAGAUUGAUUUUAUAUUUUUCUAAAAGUGUUAAAAAGUUUAUUAAAAUUUUUUUAUUUAAAUGUAAGUAAAUUGAAUGUGCUUAAUUGGUAGAUCAUUGUGAUUUGUUAGAAAAGUACAUGGUAACUUAAAGCCAUCUUAAUUAAAUUAUGAUAAUUAAUACUUACUGAUUGAUAACUGAGUACUGACUGAUACUUACAAAUGAUCAUAAAUGAAUAAUUCAAAAUUACAUAUCAAAAUUUGCAUGUUUCAUAAAUGUAAAUUAAAAUUGUAUUUCUUUGCUUGACCUGCAUAAAAUAUAUAUGAGAAAUGAUGAUUUGAAUGAUGA